AUGGCUGAGCAUCCUUCUUUCACGUUAGCAGGCCUGUUGGCCGUCGGAGGAACGGCAGGUUUUUUUCGAACACGCUCAACACCCAGCCUGGUCGCAGGUAUCGGUUUGGGCGUGAGUUACGCCUAUGCUGGCUACCGCAUCAAGCAAAAUCUCGACUACGGCACUGAGCUGGCACUUGGAAACAGUGUAAUGCUCAUGGGUUCGGCAGUGCCGCGCAUCAUCAAGACAGGUGGACGCGCACCGGUGCCGCUUGCGUUGGGAGCGACCGGAGUGCUGGCGACUUGGUACUACCAGCAGAAAGUCCGUGAAUUUAGAUAUGGUGUAUAA
This is a messenger RNA of Exserohilum turcica Et28A, 327 nucleotides long. RefSeq lists its product as uncharacterized. The record is from RefSeq and is a predicted model, not a curated record. The transcript has 3 exons. Lineage: Eukaryota; Fungi; Ascomycota; Dothideomycetes; Pleosporales; Pleosporaceae. Gene Ontology annotation, cellular component: membrane. The coding region runs from base 1 to 327 and encodes 108 amino acids.